AUGAUCGAUAUAGGAGCUCCAUGGGCGUGGGCGGGCAGUCCGAGUGGAACGAAGGGCGGCGUCCACAAAGCCAAGAACUGUGACGCCAAGUACCUGCAGGAGUGCAUGGACCUUCUGCAGACUAUCAAUAAGGACCAUAAUCUGGCAUUCGCCUCCACGGAGCAAGAACUCAAUACGAUGUGCAAGACGAUGCGGUCUGGCCUCGAGUGCGUGCAUCGCCAUGUCACCAAGUGCUUCGACGAGACUCGACAGCGGGUCAUCUACCAGCUGUUAUCGGGCACGGAGAGCAUCAUCGACAGCUUGUGUAAUAAGGGAUCUUUUCGAGAUAGGUACCAGAUCCACGCCCCCUGCAUGAAGAACCUCAGCACGGACGCCAACGUGUGCGGCGAGCAGUACAAGCGCCUUAUCCUCUCCGUCAACCCGCCGGAGAAGCUCGACUACGAAGACUCCAUACGCCAGCAGUGUUGCGCCUUCCACAACUACCUGCUGUGUGUGACGUCAGCAGCAGAACGGGAGUGUGGAACGCAAGCCGCCAAUUUUAUCGAGGAGUACUCCUACCGCACGGCCGGACGCGGUGCAAAGUCUACGUCCCGGGGAGCCUCGAGUGCACCCACAGCACGGCGGCACUCAGCAGGGGCGCCUCCUUCCUCGGCCUCUCGCUCCUGCUGGCUGUGCCUCUCCUGCUGCCUCGGUUGCUCUAGGUUCACGGUGGGAUCGCCGGCCGUGAUGUGA
This is a messenger RNA of Penaeus monodon (black tiger shrimp), 732 nucleotides long. RefSeq lists its product as uncharacterized. Lineage: Eukaryota; Metazoa; Arthropoda; Malacostraca; Decapoda; Penaeidae. The coding region runs from base 1 to 732 and encodes 243 amino acids. The transcript has 6 exons. The record is from RefSeq and is a predicted model, not a curated record.